Messenger RNA from Saccostrea cuccullata (small rock oyster), 3666 nucleotides. RefSeq lists its product as uncharacterized. The coding region runs from base 185 to 3442 and encodes 1085 amino acids. The record is from RefSeq and is a predicted model, not a curated record. Lineage: Eukaryota; Metazoa; Mollusca; Bivalvia; Ostreida; Ostreidae. The transcript has 5 exons.
ACGUGUUUUUAGGAUUUUAUUUUGUCACAUUAUGCUAAGAUAUGGACAUAUGCCAUUUGCCUGAGCUGCUCGGGGGCAUUUUAUGUGACCAAUUAAUUUAAAGGAAUUAUAUUAUUAAAGAAUCAUAAUUAAUCUUUUGGAAUUAAUUAUUUUUUAACAGUUGUUAUCCAGCUUUCGCACCAAGAUGGCUUUUCGGGCAGUACUUUUUGUCCUCUCCCUCCUGUCUCCUGCUGGAUUCGUCAAAACAGCUCACCCAGGAAUCUUUACUGCCGAUCAAAGCUCUGGUUCCCUGGGAUCCCUCAGCAGCCCCUCAUUCGAAAGAGGCAACACACAAAGGGCCGCAGUUGUUGUUGACAAUGGUUUAUUUAAGCAACAGAAAACACUCACCUCUUUAUCCUCGUUAUCAAAUUUUGACAAUAAUUUUCAUGAUAUUCAGCAAGUACCCGAACAACUUCAAGCGGAGUUAUAUCCGAACGAGCCAAUUCCUACUGUUGUGUACACAGAAGUUCCAAAUAACCCCGAACAACGGCCAUUACCCACGGACAAUAAAAUCGUCGUUGAAAGUAUUCAGACACAGUCGGAGAAAACUUCUCCACCUAGAAAAGGUUCUUUAUCGACUCAAAUUGAUGUCACAAAGCAGGAAAGAGCCUUUACUGUGGAUCAACCGACAAUUAAAAAAGCUGUCAACAGACAAAAGAUUGUGAAGGAACAAAAGAGUAAUUUACCCCAAGAACAAAAAGAAAUCGUCUCUGAAAAUAAAAGAAAACAACGGCUUGUAAAACCACAACAAAUUCGGUUCAUGAGUGGCAAUAACAUAUUCAAACCAGGCCAGAAAAAUAUUGCAUACCGAUUUACUGGUAAAUCUUUCACAAAGUCUCCGACACCGCUGAAAAGACCAACUCCAAAAGCAGAAAUGCCUUCGCCUGAUUCAAGCAAUAUACACAUGAAUACGAGGCUCGAACAAAAGAAAACAACACUGGAUAGCUUGUUAUUUGGAGUAAUCGCGACCACUGAAUCCCCAGUGACUGCGUGGAAGCAAAGUAUCCAACAAGGUGUAUACGACACCACGAAAAGUUUUAGUGUACCUAUUACUUCUCACCUUCACACAGAAGCACCGACGAAACCACCCCUAGAUAAGUACUCAAUGGUGAACCCAACCAAUGGUGCUGUGGUCGGUGGCCAUAUUGUAACAAAGGAAGAACCACCAUCUGAUAUCAUUGUCAACCAUCACGAGACCUCAGUAAUAGAGAGAAAUAGAAAGUUAAGCAGGGAUCGGUACAGUAACGCACAAUGGCAUCGUCAACAGAAACAUAACCAGCAAAGACAACUUAAGAAGCAAAGCUCCUCAUUAUCAAGUAUUAACGCACCACAAAUAUCGAAAAGUGAGCAUACCCAUGUCGUGACAGAUCCUGAAGCAAUUACAGACAUCAUACUUAGUAGUAGCCAGCAAGGUGCUCAUUCAUUGAAUAACUUUGGAAACAAUGCAGGACGAAAUGCUGAUAAUCAAAUGUGGCACACAAAUAUGGAACAAAUGCAUGGGGCUAAUAAUCUAUAUGAAUCAAAUGUUCAACAACCAUUUAAGAAAGAAUCACAUCAAAUUCCUGACUUCCAAAAUAAUGGACUAAGAAUGGGAUCCCUUUCAAAUCCAAAUCCCGAAAACUCAAACAAUCAGCAAGGAUGGAACAGUCACACUUUACAAACUCAGGAGAAAACGCCAUCAGAUGUCCAGAGAACACACAAAACCAAAGAGAUGCUGCAACACCAUGGUCAUUUUCAUAAACAAGAUGCCUUCACAACACACGGUGAAAGUAAAUUAUUGCAAAGUAACCAUCAACUCUCAAAUAUUCAUUCAUCCGCAUCAUUGCAAAAACAGAACGGAAACAAUCAUCAAUCAAAUGCGGUCAGAAACAACUUUAUAGUAUCAAAGGAUGUGAAUGCGAUGCAGAAAAUUCCUGAAAAGUCUAUGGUUAAUACUCCUAAUACUCAGGGUAAAACCAAUCAGCAACAUCCUAGAGAUAUGAAAGCAUCAGUUAUGAACAAAUUACAAGGCUUUAAUACACAGCCUCGUCAUUCACGAUUGCAGGAUAAGACCCCCACCACCUUCGCCCAAGGAGUUCACCAACAGCAACAUCAAACAGAACACCAAGGACACGCACAAGCAACUGAACAACGUAAUAAACAAACACAGAAAACCCCAAGCUUAUCCUCGAGUAGCUCACUGUCCAACCCAAGUUUCCUGGGUUCUCAAGGAAGAAUCAUGCAGAGUCAACAUGCCUCUCAACUUCCUCAAGGCCAGUCAGUAGAACAAAUUAUGAAACAAGGAACACAACAAGUACAAACGCAAUAUGCUGUACAAAAUGAAGUGCCGUAUAAUAUUGUUAAAAUGCCACCAUCUCGAGCCGAAUACUUCCACAAGUCGAUUGAACACAUUCCACAAUCAGCAAACGUCAAAAGAGCUCAGAUUCACUCUGCUAAUUCCAUAUUCAAGAAUCAACAUACACAAAAGCCAGAAUCACUUAGAGCUGAAUAUAAUUUAAGAAAUGAUAAAAUAGAAGCCAGACAUUACAAUCAAAUGAAUGAAAUACCCUCCGCUGGACGACUGCAUCAAAAAGUAAUUAAUUCACUGGGUCAGACGAAAACAAUGGCUGAUCCAAAACAACAGUCAGCAAAAAGUAUCUAUCAGAUGGAGAAUCCCAAAUCACAUUUUGCCUCAGAGCUGCAACACAAUGGUCAAUAUAACAUCAUCAACAACGCAGCAAAAACCAAUCCUCAGGAAACUCAAAUAAUAGACACCUCAUUCAAUAUUCCUAAAGAAAUAAUUGCCAAUCCAAAUAUACAAAUGUUGAACAUUGAAAAUCCUGUUCAAAGUGGAUAUUCAUUGGCUGGUGUUAACAUUCUAGAUAUCAAGCCAAUAAAAGGCCUGUCGCCGGAUAUUGUCCAGAUUUCGAGGGUGACAAACACCAUACCUAUUAUAGAAAUUCCAAUAAACUAUAAUUACUACGAAACGACAACUAUUCCUCUUGUUGGUCAGAAAAAGAAUUUGCAUACAACAUCCUCUUUAGCAGCCCAGGCACCCAGUAUGCAGAGAAUGUUCACAAAAGCCCCAGAGGUGUUCCGAAUGUCUACAGGACGAGCUUGCGCUUAUGAAGUCAACCCAUUCAACAGAAACGAGUACGCCAUGAGCCAGGCAGAAGCAAGGGCGGGCCGUUUUACAUCAAAAUGCCCAGCAGGACUUGAUUUUCGUAUCGAUAGAUGUCGCUGCGAUUGGCCAGUGCCACAAAGCAGUUCAAACACAAACUCUUGUCCCUAUAUAGUAAAUCCAGCUAAUAAGAGUCAGUAUGCGCAUAGUAUACAGGAAACGCGGACAGGAAAACUGCUGGACUGUCCGGCUAACUUACACUUUAACGAGCAGAAAUGCCGGUGUGACUGGCCAGGGCUCUGAAAGGAACUGUUUCGAUCUAUCCGGUGAAAAACCCAGUGUUUGAGAAGAAGAAUGAGCUGGCCAGCCCCAAAUAUGGGCAAUCCAUACAAAUGGCCAAAUUAAUAGGGGAUAAACAUUCAGUGAAAUUAAAAGCUGUUGUGAUAAUUUAUUUAAUUGUUGUACAUAUGUAUAUAUUUUGAUAGUUUAUAUAAUUUUUUUUAUCUGUGUUUAACGUAGACAUUGUU